GAUAGCGCAGUAGUGCGGAGCCCCCACCCUGCCCCGGCUGCGCUCCGAUAACGCAGAGGAGGGGGGAACAACAAGACACCUCGGUUUCUCCACACAGGGAAGGAAUUAUUACUUCAUCUCCUUUUCACUCUGCGUCCGUUUCUGCGUUCAGCGGCCAUCAGUGAAGUGAUAAAAUGGUCGAUUAACAGCUUUUACGCACACAUCGUUGUCGCCUGGUGUGAAUCUGACUGUGACCUCCGCUGGGAAGUCACCUCACUCUCUUGGCUGCAAUGCUCUCAAAGAGGGAGAAAGACCUCAUUGCACAAAUAUGGGGAAGACUGACUCCUGUGGCAGACGAUAUUGGGUCAGAUGCGCUUCUUAGGAUGUUUGCCACUUUCCCAGGAACCAAGACGUACUUCUCCCAUCUAGACAUCAGUCCUCGCUCCGCUCACCUGCUCUCUCAUGGGAAAAAGAUUGUUCUGGCUAUAGCAGAGGGAGCGCAAGACAUCAGCCAGCUGGCCGUAAACCUGGCUCCCCUGCAAACCCUGCAUGCCUACCAGCUCAGAAUAGACCCGACCAACUUCAAGCUUUUCUCACACUGUAUGCUCGUUACCCUGGCCUGUCACAUGGGCGACGACUUCACACCAGUUGCACACGCAGCAAUGGACAAGUACCUGUCAGCUUUCGCAGCUGUGCUCGCAGAGAAAUACAGAUGAGAGCCAGCCACCUGUUUUCAGGAAGUAUAUGAACUAUUUAUGAUGCCGUAUGAUAUUUAAUACAAUAUUUAUGUAUGUGUGGUUGUUAUAAUGCAAUGUUUUGUAAUAAUAAAAAUGUGCAAUUUAA
Dicentrarchus labrax (European seabass) is the source of this 822-nucleotide messenger RNA. Its product is annotated as hemoglobin subunit alpha-1. Gene Ontology annotation, molecular function: oxygen binding; oxygen carrier activity; haptoglobin binding. The record is from RefSeq and is a predicted model, not a curated record. Gene Ontology annotation, cellular component: haptoglobin-hemoglobin complex; hemoglobin complex; blood microparticle. Gene Ontology annotation, biological process: oxygen transport; hydrogen peroxide catabolic process. The transcript is spliced from 3 exons. Lineage: Eukaryota; Metazoa; Chordata; Actinopteri; Moronidae. The coding region runs from base 270 to 695 and encodes 141 amino acids.